GGAAUUGUGGUAGACGUGCCGUUUGCGAACUUUUUCCUCACCCAACUACUUGGCCGAGAGCGAGCUGGAUGCUACAGUUUUCUCGACGAAUUGGCCACACUUGAUCGGGAAUUGUACAAAAGUUUGAGUUAUAUCAAACAUUACGAUGGUGAUGUGGCCGAUUUGGAAUUCACCUACUCGUAUGCAGAAGACUGUCUAGGUCAGGUGGUAGUUCACGAUUUGUGUCCCGGCGGUCGAUAUAUCACCGUCACAAAUGAUCUGAAGAUCAGCUACGUGCAUCGAGUUGCCCACUUCCGAAUGUACAAACAGAUUCGUGCCCAAACUGCCUCAUUCAUUCGCGGUUUCUAUUCUAUUCUCAAUCCGGACUGGUUGGCCAUGUUCUCGCCGCCUGAAUUGCAAAAACUGAUCUCGGGUGACAGUAUCUCCGUGAAUAUUGAUGAUCUGAAACAAAACACACGGUAUUCUGGUGGAUUUCACAGCAAUCAUCGUGUGAUCAAAUGGCUGUGGGAUAUUCUACGUCGAGAUUUCUCCGAUGAGGAGCGUAGCCUCUUUCUCAAGGUAUGA
Echinostoma caproni is the source of this 564-nucleotide messenger RNA. NCBI's taxonomy places the organism in Eukaryota, Metazoa, Platyhelminthes, Trematoda, Plagiorchiida, Echinostomatidae. The record is from the annotation of a GenBank genome assembly.